AUGGAGGGGUUCUGCUGCAGGCGGCGGUCCUCUUCUUCAGGGUGCAUCACCCUGAGGCUGGCUGGGACCAACCUUCUAAACAAUGGCAUGAUUCAAAGGUGGACGGUGGCUACAAGGAAUCAGGCGGCCAAUUUUGACUUGUAUGGCAAAUUGAAGGACUUCCAUGACACGCUGCAGAGGUCUGCGGUGCGGCAGUUCAGCGACAAAGUGAAGACUGACGCCACGACCGUGGCCCUGAAGGGUUAUGCACUCGUCACCCUUAUUGCUGAAAGAGGCUUUGUUGUCAAGGUGGGUCUGUCCGGGGUGGACGAAAACAGCCUGAAGGGCUUUGCAGAAGAGCUGGAGAAGUCAAGGACAUCACUGGCUUACGAGGGCAUCUUUGUGAUCUUGGAUGCUCUUGACAAGCAGAGAGAGACGGAGAUGGCAAAGUAUCAAGUGGAGCUGCAAAAGGAAUAUGAGACCUUGCAGCCGCACUUGGACGCAAUCUACGCCUUCAGGGACAAGCAUGGCAUGUCAACGUACUACCUAACAUGCAUGGAGGGGCUUCAACGAAAAACAAAGGAGGCAGCCAGUGUGGACAAAGCGCGCAGAGCGCUUAACGCAUACUGGAAGGCUGUGAAGAACAGCUAUGAGCUGGGCACCCUGCCUGUGCCCGGCAACGAGUUCCUCUCUGGUCACAUGUUGCGGAAGGGAGUGGACUACAGAAACUUGGUGGAGCCCUUGGACUGCGCAAAUUGGUAUCGCCUGGGCAUUGAUCUGCAGGAGCUUGCUCCUGCUGUUCUGAAGGGUGAUUACUACUGCGCGCAGCAGCGACCGGGGGCAUAUAGAUUGAUAUGCAAGCGGCAGGAAGCGGCAGGCUCCGUGGCGCACGAUCUUGUCCCGAGCGCAGAGGCGUGGGAAACAAAUUUGGCAGAGAUCAGUACAAAAUGCAAAGAGGCGCGCCAUAAGCAAGCGCAGAAGAAGGGCUGCAUUGUGAUGUGA
Coccomyxa subellipsoidea C-169 is the source of this 981-nucleotide messenger RNA. RefSeq lists its product as hypothetical. The transcript has 6 exons. Lineage: Eukaryota; Viridiplantae; Chlorophyta; Trebouxiophyceae; Coccomyxaceae. The record is from RefSeq and is a predicted model, not a curated record. The coding region runs from base 1 to 981 and encodes 326 amino acids.